Messenger RNA from Archocentrus centrarchus (flier cichlid), 510 nucleotides. It is a transcript of the gene lhb, whose product is annotated as luteinizing hormone subunit beta. Gene Ontology annotation, cellular component: extracellular region; cytoplasm. NCBI's taxonomy places the organism in Eukaryota, Metazoa, Chordata, Actinopteri, Cichliformes, Cichlidae. Gene Ontology annotation, biological process: ovulation; G protein-coupled receptor signaling pathway. Gene Ontology annotation, molecular function: hormone activity. The transcript is spliced from 4 exons. Bases 70 to 510 code for a protein of 146 amino acids. The record is from RefSeq and is a predicted model, not a curated record.
AUUUUUGGUGGUUUUACUGGGAAUGAACUUCUGUCAUCUGCUGAGAACUACAACCCUGACACUAACCAAAUGAUGGCACAGAUUAGCAGAAUGAUGUUUUCCCUGAUGCUGAGUUUGUUUCUUGGAGCCUCAACUUUCAUUCUGACUCCUGCGGCAGCAGCCUUCCAGCUGCCACCCUGCCAGCUCAUCAACCAGACAGUGUCUCUGGAGAAAGAGGGCUGCCCCAGCUGUCACCCAGUGGAGACAACCAUCUGCAGUGGACACUGCAUCACCAAGGACCCCGUCAUCAAGAUACCGUUCAGUAACGUGUACCAGCAUGUGUGCACGUACCGGGACCUGUCCUAUAAAACAUUUGAGCUUCCCGACUGUCCACCUGGCGUAGACCCGACCGUCACCUACCCCGUGGCUCUGAGCUGCCACUGCGGUCGAUGUGCCAUGGACACGUCCGACUGCACCUUUGAGAGCCUGCAGCCCGACUUCUGCAUGAACGACAUCCCUUUCUACUACUAG